AUGGACGUGCCGCUCCAUCGUGGUCGAUUUGAUUGGGCCGGGAUGGGAAAUGAAGUUCUCAAUAGGCUUCUCUGGCGGGGCGGGGCGGUGGACGUUGCGUCGACUUCCAAUGGCCGGGAGGAUGGCAUGGACGGACUUCGCAUGGGGCCAUGGCCAGACGCUGUGUACGUGUGGUGGCGUGCGUGUCAAGUUGUCGGUGUCGCUGUGGUGCUUGAUCUCAGAAUCUGCGCUGGGCGCAGGGCGGGGGCGGAGAUGAGUCAGCAGCAUCAACCAAGGGCGGAGUCGGAAGACCUUCCUGAAAUGGAGAGGUGGAUGAAAAGCCAUCCACCUCAAGCAUCGGCAGCAGCAAGACGGGCACGCACGCACGCACGCACACAUACGCAUAAACCAAGAGGACAGCUCUUGGCUUUCAUUCUGCCUCGCCUCGCCUCGCCCACGACGGUCGUCAAGAGCCACCUCGAGCACCACUCCUCGAAAGCUAACGAUCAGCUACAAGUAGAAAAGUGCCAGCGCCGCAUCGAGCUUAACAACAAAACCAUUGAAGAUGAGGAGCGCAAGGAAACAUGCCACGCUCACUAUGAAUUCCCAGCCCAGACCGAAGUCGCUGUCUGCAAAUGUAAAGGGGCGGAGGUUUCGAAGCAGUCCACAGACCCAGAACCAUCGGACUGUUUGAUACUGGCAGCGCUGCUAGCACGCGUCAAUAAUGCAGCACGCAACGCAGAGCACAACCCGAUUCAAGAGCUCAAGAAGAAGAUGCGGAUGGGCAAGAAUCACCGCAAGCCAAUAAUCCGAUCAAGGCCGCAUUCCACUCAACUCUGCUGGAUGAAGCAAGGCGCCUCAGCACCUUCCGUCACAGCACGCCUGCGAAAGACGAAGACGAAGAAUGGAAGAAGCUCGAAGACGCCACCGGAAGCAUGGGAUGGAGGCCGAAGCCACCAUCUAGGUAAGAGCCAUCGCCCCACGAUCGUAGUCGCAACCAGGUUCGGCGCAGACGGCGGAGAUCAGAAUCAGUGGCUCCGGCAAGGCCUUCAUAGCAGCGAUGCAGACAGCAAUUGCGAAAGCAGUAGAGAAGAAGUUGGUCAAGAUGGAGUUUCUACAACCAAUAUCGCCAUCUCUACAGACAGCAUCAAUGAACCAAUUUACCAUAGCAAUUCACUUAUUGGCAAUGCACUUGUAGAGGCUGCUGCCAUCAAUCAUCUGUGCCAUUCAUCCGAAACAGACACGCUCUCCUUCUCCUUCCUCUUCAGCGUGGCUUCCUCUGUAAGCCGAGCAGGCUGCGCUGCGCCAAGCUUUGAAGGCUCAACGGAGACCGGUCCGUGCCUGAACGCGCCGGUGCAAGAUCUUCUGGCGAGACUGCAUGUUGCCGUCUCCGGCGCAUCACAAUCAGCUUUCCUUUCCUUCCAUAUACUUCGUCUCCGCCGCGCGAACAGAUCUCACGCUGUCUCACGUUCAUCGUCUACUUGGACAUUUGAAAACGACCCGAGCAAUUCCUCAAAACCCCGCCGCCGACCAGACGCCGCCGCCUCUCGCCCUUCUCCGUAUUUCCUUGCGCUCCGCCACGCACACACAUCGACAUGCCCGUAUCCGUCCGCGCCCACGCUGUUCGCCAUCUCGUGGAAUGAGCCGCUUGCACCUGAUACGGUCCCGUGUGCCGGGCCAGGCGACGACGAGAGAAGCUACUUCAGGAAACCCCGAUUGAUCAGAACCCGCCCAAGUACCUGCACCCGCAUCCGCAUCCGCGCAAUCUACCAUCAAUCUUGCUUGUUCCUCGCUCCUGAUACGACACCGUGGGCCAGACGAUCGGAAAAGCACCUUGUAGGCAAAAUUUCAUUUACGAAACCAGAUGAGAUGGACAUCGUCAUACUGGGCAUCCAUGAAGAGGCAUGCGUGGGUGACAGGAAGGGCUCCUGCGUAUUCUUAUUAUUCUUGUUGUUGAUGAUGUCGUUGUUGCUCUCCAUCACGCCGCACUCUCUUGCUCUGUCCUGUUCUCUCUCCAGGCAUUCCUCUGUCCUCCGUCCAUCUUUCAUCGUGCGCAUCUUCACUCUCGUUCCUUCCUUGGUCAAAGCAAUUCUUUCCCCCAUCCUUACGCACAGAGUCAGCCAUGGAAUGGGAAGGACAUCCAAACAGCGGCUUGAAGGGAACCCCAAUCCACCUUCAUUCCUGACAUUCCGAGAAGAAGCGAUGAUGAUGCAUCUCGACGACGGAGAUCAGCCACUACCAACGCCAAUGUCACCACCAAUGCUCCUGCGGCAAUCCAACCAAGAACAACCCAUCCCACCAUCCUCGACAACUAAGCUUCAUUUGAUGAAUGACCGCCCCUGGCUUCUGCCAAACUACGACAGCCUAUCACCGGCAUCAAUACCACCAGUGCCUCGUCAUCUCAUUCUGCCAAGUCAUACACACGGCGGACUAAGUGCUGCCGCACCUCAUCAGCUUUUCGACCCGAAAGACCUCUUCGAUCUCCGCACGAACCCCGACGAAGAAAUGGAACUUGAAGAGGUAGCGGCACUCUUCGGUCUUGAUCGGGCUGGCAUGAUCAGCACCAACACGCCAUCCACACCCAAUGAUAUCGACAUGAUCAGUACUCAUCCAUCAUCCACACCCAAUAAUAUCGACACGAUCAGCUCCAACCCGUCAUUCACACCCAGCAUUACCAGUGGUCCAGGACUCAUCCACAGUCAUGUCAACAUCACCAGUACCCCAUCGCAGAUUCUGGUUGCUCGGGGCGAUCCACGCGCCUCAAGGUCGAGCCGGAGAUUGAACUGGAGACUGAGAAACGCGCAGCAGAACGGUGAACUUUUGCUGAGUGAGGCAACCUCCUCCCCUUUGUCCUGUUCUUCUUCUGGGAAUACUCAUGUGCGGAUGCCACCGAGAACCCCUACGACUAGGCCUUGGCGGAUUGAUAAGAGCUGGAAUAAUCGCUCUUGCUUGCGGAAUGGCGUGAAGUUGAGGUGGGCGGAAAGCAAGUUCCAAGAGGAGAGCCCGCGAAAUGAGGAUUUCGUGUCUUUCUCGCUCGAGCAAAAUCAACCCCGGAGAAUCAUGUCUGUGGUUUGUGUCAUGCUUACCUCCCAGAUCAACAGACACCCUCCUUCAGCAAAAUGGACCUCCUCUCUCCCAUCGACGGAAAUCUUACUCGCUAAGUCUCUCGCCUCAGUCGGCAGUACAGACGUUCACACUCCAGCACAUACAUUGACCAACGAACUCAUAUUCGCCGGGAGCUGCUCGUAG
Messenger RNA from Pseudocercospora fijiensis CIRAD86, 3228 nucleotides. RefSeq lists its product as uncharacterized. The transcript is spliced from 19 exons. Lineage: Eukaryota; Fungi; Ascomycota; Dothideomycetes; Mycosphaerellales; Mycosphaerellaceae. The coding region runs from base 1 to 3228 and encodes 1075 amino acids. The record is from RefSeq and is a predicted model, not a curated record.